CUCACAUAUGGAUGUUUUCCCCCAGAGGAGAGUGAUGCAGAUCAGUUCCCUUCCUUUUUCCGCAUGGUACCCAAUGACAGCCAUCAAUAUAUGGGGAUCAUCAGCUUACUAAAGCAUUUUGGAUGGAAAUGGGUUGGACUUUUUGUUGUGGAAGGUGACAGUGGAGAAAAAUUCUUGCAGACCCUGGAACCAUUCCUUUCCGAGCAUGGAAUCUGUUCAGCCUUCACACAAAAAAUACCACAAGUAGCCCAUUUAGAUGAGCUGAGUGUAACAAUUGGUGCGUUCUUCAAUAUUUUUCUGUCUUUAACAGAUGAUAAAGUCAAUGUAUGUAUAAUCUUUGGAGAAUCUUUAGCUCUUGCAUGGAUAAGAAUUGUUAUAUUUCUACGAGAUCCUGAAAAUAAGGAAAGUUCAUCAUUUAGGAAGGUUUGGAUCAUAACCACGCAGAUUGAUGUCGUAUUAAUAGGUAUUCAAAGGUUUUUGGAUUUUGAGCUCUUUCAAGGAUCCAUUUUCUUCACAAUUCACACAGAAGAGCUUCUAGGGUUCAACACGUUUCUUCAGAAUAUAAAGCCUGAUAGAAUAGACAGAGAUGGUUUCCUCAAGGACGUCUGGGAGCAAGCAUUUGACUGUACAUUGCCAACCCCCAGUGUGCCUUUAGAUAGUAACGAACAUUGUACUGGGGAAGAGAGACUGAAGAGCCUUCCGGGGGCGCUGUUUGAAAUGGGCAUGACUGGCCACAGCUACAGUAUCUACAAUGCUGUCUAUGUUGUGGCUCAUGCUUUGCAUGCCAUUGUCUCAACUAGAUUGAAGCAGAAGACUUUAAUGGCAGGUGGAAAGUUGGAUCUUCAAGACUGGCAACCUCUGAAG
Podarcis lilfordi (Lilford's wall lizard) is the source of this 864-nucleotide messenger RNA. The record is from the annotation of a GenBank genome assembly. Lineage: Eukaryota; Metazoa; Chordata; Lepidosauria; Squamata; Lacertidae.